This is a messenger RNA of Melampsora larici-populina 98AG31, 201 nucleotides long. RefSeq lists its product as uncharacterized. NCBI's taxonomy places the organism in Eukaryota, Fungi, Basidiomycota, Pucciniomycetes, Pucciniales, Melampsoraceae. The annotation marks the transcript as partial. Gene Ontology annotation, biological process: translation. The transcript has a single exon. The record is from RefSeq and is a predicted model, not a curated record. Gene Ontology annotation, molecular function: structural constituent of ribosome. Gene Ontology annotation, cellular component: mitochondrial large ribosomal subunit; ribosome.
CAGAUCGCUACUCUCGCACUUCCAUUCAUAAAUCCAUGGCAGAUAGGAUCAACUCGUUGCAUAUCACGUGGCCAUACUUAUCAACCUUCUCAGAUCAAGCGGAAAAGAAGGCACGGCUUUUUAGCAAGGUUAAAAACCAAGACUGGUCGAAAGAUUCUUUGGACUCGAAAAGCAAAAGGACGGAAAUAUCUAUCUCAUUGA